Molecule: messenger RNA, 5190 nt
Organism: Saccharomyces cerevisiae S288C
Lineage: Eukaryota; Fungi; Ascomycota; Saccharomycetes; Saccharomycetales; Saccharomycetaceae
Gene: RRP5
Product: Rrp5p
Exons: 1
Coding region: 1-5190 (1729 amino acids)
Biological process (GO): rRNA processing; RNA processing
Cellular component (GO): nucleolus
Molecular function (GO): nucleic acid binding
Source: RefSeq, marked reviewed
AUGGUAGCUUCCACCAAAAGAAAGAGAGAUGAAGAUUUUCCACUUUCGAGGGAAGACUCCACAAAGCAGCCCUCUACCUCAUCAUUAGUAAGGAACACUGAGGAAGUCUCUUUUCCAAGGGGUGGUGCGUCUGCUUUGACUCCUUUAGAACUGAAACAAGUUGCUAACGAAGCUGCAAGUGAUGUGUUAUUUGGUAAUGAAAGUGUCAAAGCAUCUGAACCAGCAAGUAGACCCUUGAAAAAGAAGAAGACAACAAAGAAAUCCACUUCUAAAGAUUCCGAGGCCUCAUCAGCAAACUCUGAUGAAGCUAGAGCUGGACUAAUUGAACAUGUCAACUUUAAAACGUUGAAGAAUGGCUCUUCUUUGCUUGGUCAGAUUUCUGCUAUCACUAAACAAGAUUUAUGUAUAACAUUCACAGACGGAAUUUCUGGUUAUGUGAACCUAACACAUAUCUCAGAAGAAUUUACUUCGAUUUUGGAAGAUCUGGAUGAAGAUAUGGAUAGUGAUACUGAUGCUGCUGAUGAGAAAAAAUCCAAAGUUGAAGAUGCAGAAUACGAAUCGUCCGACGACGAAGAUGAAAAAUUAGAUAAAUCUAAUGAAUUACCUAAUUUAAGAAGGUACUUUCACAUUGGUCAAUGGCUAAGAUGCUCUGUCAUCAAGAAUACCUCUUUAGAACCAUCAACUAAGAAAUCCAAAAAGAAGAGAAUAGAGUUAACCAUCGAACCUUCAUCCGUCAACAUAUACGCAGAUGAAGAUUUGGUUAAAUCCACGUCUAUUCAAUGCGCGGUCAAAUCCAUCGAGGAUCACGGUGCUACCUUAGAUGUUGGUCUGCCAGGCUUUACAGGGUUCAUUGCUAAGAAGGAUUUUGGCAAUUUUGAAAAAUUAUUGCCGGGGGCUGUUUUCUUAGGUAAUAUCACCAAAAAAUCCGACAGAUCAAUUGUUGUAAAUACAGACUUUUCGGACAAGAAAAACAAAAUUACUCAAAUCUCCUCAAUUGAUGCCAUUAUCCCUGGUCAAAUCGUCGACUUAUUGUGUGAAUCAAUCACUAAAAAUGGUAUUGCCGGUAAAGUUUUUGGGUUAGUAUCCGGUGUUGUCAACGUAUCACAUUUAAGAACAUUUUCCGAAGAAGAUUUAAAGCAUAAAUUUGUUAUUGGUUCUAGUAUUAGAUGCCGAAUUAUUGCUUGUUUAGAAAACAAAAGCGGUGACAAGGUCUUGAUUUUGUCAAACCUUCCACACAUUUUAAAACUAGAAGACGCUUUGAGAUCUACUGAAGGUCUUGAUGCAUUCCCUAUCGGCUACACAUUUGAAUCAUGCAGCAUUAAAGGGCGUGAUUCCGAAUAUCUAUACUUAGCAUUGGAUGAUGAUAGAUUAGGUAAAGUACAUUCUUCAAGAGUUGGUGAAAUUGAAAAUUCAGAAAAUUUAAGUUCCAGGGUCCUUGGUUAUAGCCCUGUUGAUGACAUUUAUCAAUUGUCCACUGAUCCAAAAUACCUAAAAUUAAAGUAUCUAAGAACAAAUGAUAUUCCAAUCGGAGAAUUAUUACCAAGUUGUGAAAUAACUUCCGUCUCUAGUUCAGGUAUUGAAUUGAAGAUAUUUAACGGGCAAUUUAAGGCUUCUGUUCCACCAUUACACAUUUCAGAUACCAGGCUAGUUUAUCCAGAAAGGAAGUUCAAGAUAGGUUCUAAGGUUAAAGGUAGAGUUAUAUCAGUUAAUUCAAGAGGUAAUGUGCAUGUCACUUUGAAAAAAUCAUUAGUUAAUAUUGAAGACAACGAAUUACCACUGGUUUCCACUUAUGAAAACGCCAAAAAUAUCAAAGAAAAAAAUGAAAAGACUUUAGCAACUAUUCAAGUUUUCAAACCAAAUGGUUGCAUCAUUUCCUUUUUUGGUGGUUUAUCGGGAUUUUUACCUAAUUCUGAGAUCUCAGAAGUCUUUGUGAAGAGACCAGAAGAACAUUUAAGACUCGGUCAAACAGUAAUAGUAAAACUUCUUGACGUCGAUGCUGACAGGAGGAGAAUUAUUGCCACAUGCAAAGUUUCAAAUGAACAGGCUGCCCAACAAAAAGAUACCAUUGAAAAUAUUGUUCCAGGCAGAACAAUCAUUACUGUCCAUGUUAUCGAAAAAACCAAAGAUUCUGUUAUUGUUGAAAUUCCUGAUGUUGGCUUGCGUGGUGUCAUCUACGUUGGUCAUCUCUCUGAUUCCAGAAUUGAACAAAAUAGGGCUCAGUUGAAAAAGCUCAGAAUCGGCACUGAACUGACUGGUUUGGUAAUUGAUAAAGAUACAAGAACCCGCGUUUUCAAUAUGUCCCUCAAAAGUUCUCUGAUUAAAGACGCUAAAAAGGAGACUCUUCCAUUAACAUAUGAUGAUGUUAAGGAUCUAAAUAAAGAUGUACCAAUGCACGCUUACAUUAAAUCCAUUUCUGAUAAGGGUCUCUUUGUUGCAUUUAACGGUAAGUUCAUUGGGUUGGUUUUACCAAGUUACGCUGUUGAUAGUAGGGAUAUUGAUAUCAGCAAGGCGUUUUAUAUUAACCAAUCCGUUACCGUCUAUUUAUUAAGAACAGACGACAAAAACCAGAAAUUCCUAUUAUCUCUAAAAGCUCCAAAGGUCAAAGAAGAGAAGAAGAAAGUUGAAUCUAAUAUCGAAGAUCCUGUUGAUUCGUCUAUCAAAAGCUGGGACGAUUUGUCUAUUGGUAGUAUUGUUAAAGCAAAAAUCAAGAGCGUCAAGAAAAAUCAAUUGAAUGUUAUUUUAGCGGCAAAUUUGCAUGGCAGAGUGGACAUUGCUGAAGUGUUUGACACGUAUGAAGAAAUUACAGAUAAGAAACAGCCGUUGAGUAAUUACAAAAAAGACGAUGUCAUCAAGGUAAAAAUCAUAGGUAAUCACGAUGUCAAGAGCCAUAAGUUCUUGCCGAUUACACACAAAAUCUCAAAGGCUAGCGUUUUGGAAUUAUCCAUGAAACCAUCAGAAUUAAAAUCUAAGGAAGUGCACACAAAAAGUCUUGAGGAAAUCAACAUUGGGCAAGAGUUAACUGGCUUUGUCAACAAUUCAUCAGGUAACCACCUAUGGCUAACAAUUUCUCCAGUUUUGAAGGCGAGAAUUUCUCUACUAGAUUUAGCUGAUAACGAUUCAAAUUUUUCAGAAAAUAUUGAAUCUGUUUUCCCAUUAGGUUCAGCCCUCCAAGUGAAAGUUGCCUCUAUUGACCGCGAGCAUGGCUUUGUCAAUGCCAUUGGAAAGAGUCAUGUUGACAUAAAUAUGUCCACAAUUAAAGUUGGUGAUGAAUUGCCAGGUCGUGUUCUAAAAAUAGCUGAAAAGUAUGUUUUGUUAGACCUUGGUAACAAAGUGACUGGUAUUUCCUUUAUUACGGAUGCGUUAAAUGAUUUCUCCCUAACAUUGAAGGAAGCUUUUGAAGACAAAAUUAACAACGUCAUUCCAACUACCGUUUUAUCUGUUGAUGAACAGAAUAAGAAAAUUGAACUAUCCCUUCGUCCUGCUACUGCAAAAACUCGUUCGAUCAAAUCUCAUGAAGAUUUGAAGCAAGGCGAGAUUGUAGAUGGUAUUGUUAAGAAUGUGAAUGACAAAGGUAUUUUUGUUUACUUGAGUAGGAAAGUUGAAGCCUUUGUCCCUGUUAGUAAACUAUCUGAUUCUUACUUGAAGGAAUGGAAGAAGUUUUACAAGCCUAUGCAAUACGUUUUGGGAAAAGUCGUUACAUGCGAUGAAGAUUCUCGUAUUUCUCUAACCCUAAGAGAAUCCGAAAUAAAUGGUGAUUUAAAGGUUCUAAAGACCUAUUCAGACAUUAAGGCUGGUGAUGUUUUCGAGGGUACAAUUAAAAGCGUCACUGAUUUUGGUGUUUUCGUCAAACUAGAUAACACUGUUAAUGUUACUGGUUUGGCACAUAUUACUGAAAUUGCGGACAAAAAACCUGAAGAUCUUUCUGCCUUGUUUGGUGUUGGGGACAGAGUAAAAGCUAUUGUUUUGAAAACAAAUCCAGAAAAAAAACAAAUUUCAUUGAGCUUGAAAGCGUCUCAUUUCUCUAAAGAAGCCGAAUUGGCUUCUACUACCACCACCACUACUACUGUGGAUCAACUGGAAAAGGAGGAUGAAGAUGAAGUCAUGGCAGAUGCUGGCUUCAACGAUUCCGACAGCGAAUCUGAUAUCGGAGACCAAAACACCGAAGUUGCCGAUAGGAAGCCUGAAACAUCUUCGGAUGGGCUAUCCUUGAGUGCUGGUUUUGAUUGGACUGCUUCCAUUUUGGAUCAAGCGCAAGAAGAAGAAGAGUCUGACCAAGAUCAAGAAGACUUUACUGAAAAUAAGAAACACAAGCACAAGAGAAGAAAGGAAAAUGUUGUUCAGGAUAAGACCAUUGAUAUCAACACUAGGGCACCAGAAUCUGUUGCCGAUUUUGAACGUCUACUUAUCGGUAAUCCAAAUUCGUCCGUAGUGUGGAUGAACUAUAUGGCUUUCCAACUACAACUGAGUGAGAUCGAGAAGGCUCGAGAGCUCGCAGAACGUGCGCUAAAGACCAUCAACUUCAGAGAAGAAGCCGAGAAGUUGAAUAUUUGGAUUGCAAUGCUGAAUUUAGAAAAUACUUUUGGUACCGAAGAAACUUUAGAAGAAGUGUUUAGCAGGGCUUGUCAGUAUAUGGACUCAUAUACUAUUCAUACAAAACUGCUUGGUAUUUAUGAAAUAAGUGAAAAGUUCGACAAAGCAGCAGAAUUAUUCAAAGCUACAGCUAAGAAAUUUGGCGGCGAGAAAGUUUCUAUCUGGGUAUCGUGGGGUGAUUUUUUGAUCAGCCACAAUGAAGAGCAAGAGGCACGUACUAUUUUAGGUAAUGCUUUGAAGGCCCUACCAAAGCGUAAUCAUAUCGAGGUUGUCCGCAAGUUUGCUCAAUUAGAAUUUGCAAAGGGUGACCCAGAAAGGGGUCGGUCAUUAUUCGAAGGUUUGGUUGCUGAUGCGCCAAAGAGAAUUGACCUGUGGAACGUUUACGUAGACCAGGAAGUGAAGGCAAAAGAUAAGAAGAAGGUGGAAGAUUUAUUUGAGAGAAUAAUAACCAAAAAAAUAACAAGGAAGCAGGCUAAGUUUUUCUUUAAUAAAUGGUUACAAUUUGAGGAAUCUGAAGGUGACGAAAAGACCAUUGAAUACGUUAAAGCUAAAGCUACUGAGUAUGUCGCUAGCCAUGAAUCUCAAAAAGCAGACGAAUAA